Molecule: messenger RNA, 1859 nt
Organism: Cheilinus undulatus (humphead wrasse)
Lineage: Eukaryota; Metazoa; Chordata; Actinopteri; Labriformes; Labridae
Gene: ddx19b
Product: DEAD-box helicase 19b
Exons: 12
Coding region: 146-1609 (487 amino acids)
Biological process (GO): poly(A)+ mRNA export from nucleus
Cellular component (GO): cytoplasmic stress granule; nucleus
Molecular function (GO): ATP binding; RNA helicase activity; RNA binding
Source: RefSeq, a predicted model, not a curated record
UUGCACAGGUGCCCAGAAUCUGUUUCGGCACGCCAUUGUGGAAAAUAGCCUCACUCACAGUUACUGUUCUUGACUGCUCACUCUUGGCUUACAGUUUAAGUUUAGUUUUUAAUCUUUUAAAUAACAAAAGUUAAACUGUCCCAUAAUGGCGACGGACUCCUGGGCCCAGGCAGUGGACGAGCAAGAAGCCGCGGCGGAAUCGAUUGGCAAUCUUCAAAUAAAAGAGAAACCAGAAGAAAAUGGUACGACCUCGAACGCGACAGACUCUGGGACUGCAGCGGCAAAAUCAGAAGGCGAGGGAGACAAGCCUGCAGAUGACGAUGAUAAAGAGGACAAAGCGGCUCAGUCGUUGUUGAACAAGCUCAUUCGAAAUAAUCUUGUCAAUAACUCUAAUCAAGUUGAAGUUCUUCAAAAGGAUCCUAAUUCCCCGCUGUACUCUGUCAAGUCCUUUGAGGAGUUGCGACUCAAACCACAGCUACUUCAGGGUGUUUAUGGCAUGGGUUUCAACCGGCCAUCCAAAAUCCAGGAGACUGCCUUACCUAUGAUGCUGGCUGGACCUCCACAGAAUCUGAUUGCUCAGUCACAGUCAGGAACAGGGAAAACGGCUGCCUUUGUUCUGGCCAUGCUCAGUCAUGUAGAUCCUGAAAAGAAAUAUCCCCAGUGCCUCUGUGUGUCACCUACCUAUGAACUGGCACUCCAGACUGGCAAGGUUAUUGAGCAGAUGGGCAAGCACUAUUCCGAAGUCAGUCUGGUCUACGCAAUCAGAGGGAAUAAAUUGCCCAAGAACACAAAGCUGCAGGAACAGAUAGUUAUCGGCACUCCUGGUACUAUGCUGGACUGGUGUGGUAAAUUCAGGUUCAUAGACCCCAAGAAGAUCAAGGUGUUUGUACUGGACGAGGCUGACGUCAUGAUCGCAACACAGGGUCACCAGGACCAAAGCAUCCGCAUUCAGAGGAUGCUGCCUCAAACCUGCCAGAUGUUGCUAUUUUCAGCCACGUUUGAAGAGUCAGUGUGGAACUUUGCCCAGCGCAUUGUGCCUUCUCCAAACAUCAUCAAAUUGAAGAGAGAGGAGGAGACUCUGGAUACCAUUAAACAGUAUUAUGUACUGUGCAACAGUAAAGAGGAGAAGUUUCAGGCCCUUUGCAACAUCUAUGGAGCCAUCACUAUCGCUCAGGCCAUGAUCUUCUGCCAUACCAGGAAGACAGCUGGCUGGCUUGCAGGGGAACUGUCCAGAGAAGGCCACCAGGUGGCGCUGCUUAGUGGAGAGAUGCAAGUGGAGCAGAGGGCUGCUGUCAUCGAACGCUUCAGAGACGGCAAGGAGAAGGUUCUGGUCACCACAAAUGUUUGUGCUCGAGGUAUUGAUGUUGAGCAGGUUUCUGUGGUGAUCAACUUUGACCUGCCCGUAGACAAGGAUGGUAACCCAGACAAUGAGACAUACCUGCACAGGAUUGGCCGCACAGGUCGAUUUGGCAAAAGGGGACUGGCCAUCAACAUGGUGGACAGCAAGAUGAGCAUGAACAUCCUCAAUAGGAUCCAGGAGCAUUUCAGCAAGAAGAUCGAAAGACUAGACACAGAUGAUCUGGAUGAAAUUGAGAAAAUCGCCAGCUAAAGAGAGCGCCGUUUAUCGCAUGAAGGACGCCGGCCUGACUUCCCUCCUCCCUCUUCGCUCCACAAGGACUGUACGCUCCUACAGUGUUUUAUGCUUUUAUUUUUUUUAGCUGUCGGAGAAAAGAGCAAAACCACAAACACAGUAUAUGUUUACACGUGGAUAUGUCUCCUCUCAGACAAGUGUUUUUGUAAGUCUCGGGAACAUACCCCAUUCACUCUUCGUACCUCUUUGAAUAAAGUGUCUGAGUUUA